UGUGUCACUCUCGCCCGGGGAUUCUUGUCCUGCCUGAUCGCUGCUUGGACAGUCUCUCCUGCUUUACCAAUGGAUGUGUAAUACAGUAUAUUACCGCAGAAGCAUUUACACUCAGUUUCAACUGAUUUGGACCAAACUAUGGCGACAGUAAUUUGCCGAGUCCAGUACCUGGACGACAUAGACCCCUUCGUUAGCACAAACUUCCCUGAGCCAAGGAGACCGCCGCCUUACACGUUUUACGAAAAUAUCUCUUUGAUUGAGCAAGUUGCCGGGGUGCAUAAACUGUUAGAAGCUCCUCAAAAAUUGGAAGACUGCGCCCUGCAGUUGGCUCCAAGUGGGAACUAUCUGGACCUGGAGUUAUCCCUGGCAGAGCAGCGUGAUGAUCUGCAGCAGUUUUAUGAAGACAUCAGCAAAGGGAAAAAGCCAAUUCUUAUUCUGAGGACCCAGUUGUCUGUUCGGGUUCACUCCAUACUAGAAAAAUUAUACAACUCUCAAGGACCAGAGCUGAGGAGGUCCCUCUUCUCUCUGAAACAGUUAUUUCAGGAUGACAAAGACUUGGUGCCAGAGUUUGUCAGCUCUGAGGGGUUAACCUGCUUCAUUAAAGUUGGUACUGAGGCAGACCACAACUACCAAAACUACAUUCUGAGAGCUCUCAGUCAGAUAAUGCUCUUCGUUGAUGGAAUGAAUGGAAUUAUAAACCAUAAUGAAACUGUCCAGUGGCUUUACACACUUACGGGUAGCGUGUCUCGCCUGGUGGUGAAAACUGCUCUCAAGCUUCUGAUUGUAUUUGUGGAAUACAAAGAGUCCAAUGCCCAGCUUUUCAUUCAGGCUGUCAAUACUGCAGACAGCAGUGGAGAUGCCAAGCCUUGGUCCUACUUGAUGGAGAUCUUGGAGGAGAAGAAUGGAGCAGACAGCGAGCUUCUUGUGUUCACAAUGUCCCUCAUCAACAAGAUCUUAGCAGCCCUCCCAGAUCAAGACUCUUUCUAUGAUGUUACGGACUGUCUGGAACAGCAGGGCAUGGAGAGAAUCAUGCAGAAGCACAUCAACAGCAAAGGCACAGACCCAGACUUAAAAAACCAAUUUGCUAUAUAUGAGAAUGCCCUGCGGUAUGAGGACGGCGAGCUGGAUGAAGCUUCUCCACACAUACGAAAGGACCGGCGAAAACUGGCCCCAAGUGCGGAGGAGGGCCGGAAGAGCCGAAGGGCAUCUGGCCAGAACUUGCCAGAGCUGUUGGCAGCUCCCAGCAGCCCCACCUCCUCUGAUUUUUGCAGCCCAGCCACCAAGAGGCCAAGCCCUGACCAGACAUGUGCCCUGAUUGUGCCUCCAUCCUUCAAACACCCCAAGCACACAGCCACCACAGAGGGGACCCACAGCCCUAACAGUGCCUUAGACUCUGAAUCCCAGAGCUUUUCCCCUGUGCUGUGCCCAGUGUCUGGCAAUGGGAUUGCAACAUCUUCCCCAGACACAGAACUGCUGAGUCCACACCCUGGCCCGGGGCGCUCUUUCGUCAGUCAUUAUGUGUCACCUGUGGGAAUUUCUAGAAGGUCAAAGUUUUCUAGCAGUGGGUCCAUAGCAGAAGAACCUUCUCCAUCAUCCUCAAGCAUCGCUCCUGCAAACUCAUCUGUCCCUGAGAACAAGUCCCAGGCUGUCCCAGAGAAGGAGAACCGAAGUGAAGGCAGAGGAUUUUUCAAACUACAUGGAACUGACUCUGUUUGGCCAGAGGAGGUUUAUAAUGUAAAUUUGGACAAACCUGUCCUAAGAAAGCUUGAAGGGAAUUUCUUGCGAAACCUGGCUGCGACCCACUGGGAAAAGAGGACAAAAGUAUUGUCCUCCUUCAAAACCAGGCAAGAGGAGCCAGUGUCCCAGGAAGAGUGGCAUUCUCCGGAUGUUGUGGUCACGUCUCCCAGGGGUUCUGGCUUGGGGGUUGGCUCAACCUCUUGCUCUGCAGGGAGUGAACAGCAGGACGAGAGGGUGAGCCAGAGAGAACCCAGCUCCUCCUCCAGUGCUCUGGACCAGCCUGGCGAUAGACAGGUGGCACAGAAUGAGCAAGGAGGAACUGUCCAGCGGCAGAGUAGCCAGGAACAGCACAGCACCCUCUCCAGUGACACAAAGUUCAUGCUGGACAUGCUGUUUUCCAAGAACAAGGGUGACGCAAUGGUUCCCCAAGAGUUAGAGAACCAUAUGGAUGAAGAAGAGGAGAAGAAAGGUGGUGAGGAGGGCAGCAUUCAGGGGAACCAGCUGCUCUCUAGCAUUGAGAGCCUGGUCAACCGCCUUUCCUGCCAGGAAUCUCAGCCCCAGCCAGACAGCCAGCGCAGGGCUGAACUAGAGGGGAUGGGGGCUGCUGCAAGGGCAGCAAGGGAGCACUUUGCUGAGGAACCACAGCACAGGAAGUUGCGUGCGCAGUACAGCAUCGAUGCAGAAAUCCACUCCAGGAGCCUGGAGAAGACCCAGAUGACCCCACUGUCUCGGGAUGGUGAGGUAGCUUGGGACCGACUGGAGACAGGCACCAGAGAGCUGAAGAUCAAGGACCUGGACUUUUCUGACCUGCUAGAGGAGGAGGACAUUGAUGUUCUGGAAAUGGACAACUUUAAAAGCAGCUUGCCCAGUGGGGGCUCCGGGCUUCCGCUACCUCCUCCACCCCCGCCUCCAUCUAGCAAUUCUGGAGCUCCACCACCUCCCCCACUCCCUCCAGGUGGUCCUGGCCUCUGCCCUCCUCCCCCUCCACCUCCACCCCCACCAGGGGACCCUUCUGCCCUGUCUCUCCCUCCACCCCCUCCUGGCCACCCCCCUGCACUCCCCUCACAGCCCUCUGAAUCUGCCUUUUCCAAGAAGAGGAAAACGGUGAAGCUCUUCUGGAAGGAGCUCAAGCAGCCGGACACCCCCAGGAAGUGCAAAUUUGGGCGAGGGACAGUGUGGGCCUCCCUGGAUAAAGUGAUGGUGGACACAGCAAAGCUGGAGCACCUGUUUGAGUCCAAAGCCAAAGAACUGCCUACAGUCAAGAAAGGAGGUGAAGGAAAGAAAACUGAGAUACUUGUGCUUGACCCCAAGAGAAGCAAUGCAAUUAACAUUGGAAUGACAGUGUUACCCCCAAAACACAUCAUUAAAACUGCCAUUCUGAACUUUGAUGAAUUUGCAAUUAACAAGGAGGGCAUUGAGAAAAUCCUGACCAUGACUCCUACGGAUGAGGAAAAGCAGAAGAUUCAAGAGGCGCAGCUGGCCAAUCCGGACAUGCCUCUGGGGACUGCAGAACAGUUCCUUCUCACACUCUCGUCCAUCAGCGGCCUGACGUCCAGGCUGCAGCUCUGGGCCUUCAAGCUCAACUAUGAAGCCCUGGAAAAGGAGAUUGCAGAGCCUCUGUUUGAUCUUAAACUGGGAAUGGAGCAGCUGGCAAAGAACAUAACCUUCAAACACAUCCUCGCUACACUUCUGGCCAUUGGAAACUUUCUGAACAGUUCAAGUGCAAAGGGCUUUGAGCUGAGUUACCUGGAGAAGGUGUCAGAGGUUAAAGACACAGUGCACAGACAGUCUCUUCUGCACCACACAUGCAAUUUUGUAGUGGAGAACUUUCCUGACACGUCUGACUUGUAUUCAGAAAUCGCAGCCAUUACACGAUCAGCCAAAGUUGAUUUUGACCAACUGUCAGAGAACCUGUUGCAGCUAGAGAGGAAGUGCAAAGCAUCAUGGGAUAACCUUAAGGUGAUUGCAAAGCAUGAGACCAAGGCUGUUCUGAAGAACAAGAUGACAGAGUUCCUAAAGGACUGCACUGAGAGGAUCAUCAUCCUAAAGGUUGUUCACAGACGGAUCAUUAACAGGUUCCACUCCUUCUUGCUGUACCUGGGCCAGCCCUCUAACUCUGUUCGGGACAUCAAGGUCACCCAGUUCUGCAGGAUCAUCAGCGAGUUUUCCCUGGAGUACCGCACCAGUAGGGAGAGGGUGCUGCAGCAGAAACGGAAACGAGCAGCGUAUCGUGAGAGGAAUAAGACGCGUGGCAAAUUGAUCACAGAGACCGAGAAGUUCUCUGGUGCAGCCAGUGCCCAGCAGAACAGUGCAGUGCCGGCAUCCCAGGCAGCAGAGCCAGACCAGGCAGGCGAGGAGCACGAGAACAUGAAGAACCUGCUGACCACCAGCAAUGACAGUGGGAUGCGCCGGACCCGGGCAACAAGGAGUCUAGGAAUGGUCAGUGCAUCGAGUAUCACAAUAACAAAAGAGGACAGUCCAGGUUCGCAAGAUGAUGCAACAGAUGAAAUUAUGGAUCGCUUAGUGAAGUCUGUAACGCAAAACCCCAGUGAGAGGCCAUCAACUCCCAAAACACGCAAAAGGUCCCGUGCCAACAGGAAAUCCUUGCGGAGGACUCUGAAGAGUGGACUGUCCCCGGAUAUGGCCCAGGCUCUUGGGCUGAGCCAGCCCACCGAGGAUCUGUGAGACCAGCAGAGCACAGAGUCAAAAGAGAAAAAAGACAAACUCACUUUGAAAUGCUGAGGGUUUGAGAACAUGUUUAAUAAUGUUCUGAGCAUUAGGCAACUUAAAAGACCCAACAAACAUGCUAGAAGGACAAAGAACCAAUAACCUUCGUGAAUUUAAUAAACCUUGAAAGACCUAAA
Molecule: messenger RNA, 4601 nt
Organism: Lepisosteus oculatus (spotted gar)
Lineage: Eukaryota; Metazoa; Chordata; Actinopteri; Semionotiformes; Lepisosteidae
Gene: fhod1
Product: formin homology 2 domain containing 1
Biological process (GO): cortical actin cytoskeleton organization
Cellular component (GO): cytoskeleton; cytoplasm
Molecular function (GO): actin filament binding
Source: RefSeq, a predicted model, not a curated record